Messenger RNA from Elaeis guineensis (African oil palm), 3836 nucleotides. NCBI's taxonomy places the organism in Eukaryota, Viridiplantae, Streptophyta, Magnoliopsida, Arecales, Arecaceae. The record is from RefSeq and is a predicted model, not a curated record.
UGAUGGAUGUUAUCCAAGCCUGUCCGUUAUUAUAAUGCACCUCAGCGCUCCCAGGCCGGCAAAGUAGCCCGGCGCCACCAUCAAACACAGUUUCUCUUGCAGACCUCCAACUUUGGAUGAUCCCUGCUGCCAUUAAACUAUCGAUCAAUAAAAAUGUCUCCUUGUGCCAUUCCAUUUCCAUCCCCUUCUAACCACUCUUCUCUCUCCAUCUCUCCCACUCCCAGCCGUUCCAAAGCCCUCCUCCCUCUCAACCUCAGCCCAAUAAGAAGCUCCAAUACUCACACCACGGGCGACGGCAAUCACGAGAGGCGAAGGAAAGCGACGCCCAUCGAUCCCCUCGUCCACCCCCCUCCCACCCCCUUUGAUGCCUCCCGCGCGCAGCUCGAUACCGGAGCCACCAAGUCCAGCCUCGCCGGAGAGGCCGGUGUCUCUUUUCGCCGCCAAGAGUGUGGCGGCGCCGCCUCUUUUGCAUCCACCGCUCUCCAGUUCGACGGAAUGCCGCACCGAAAGGCCCCGCUCUACGCAUCGAUGAUUGCCUCCCAUGGCCGGUCGCGGAGGUGGGAAGACGUGCUUUUUGUGUUCGUUCAAAUGCUAAGGGAUGGCGCCAUGCCUGAUAAGUUCCUCCUCCCGAAGAUCCUCAAGGCCUGUUCUGAGCUUAGGAACCUAAGGAUGGGCGCCGCGGUUCAUGGGUACAUGGUGAGAACUCGUCUGGAGCUCGACGUUUUCAUAGGCAAUUCGUUCAUUGAUAUGUAUGCAAAAAGCGGCGAUCUUGCCUCAUCGCGAGCCGUCUUUGAUCGGAUGCCUGAGAAGGAUGUCGUCUCGUGGACUGCCCUCGUGAAUGCCUAUGCUGAUGCUGGGCUUCUGGAUGAGGCGUCCCAGGUGUUCGAAUCGAUGCGGGCGAAUGGGAUUGCCCCGGAUUUGAUCUCGUGGAAUGCUUUGAUUUCUGGGUUUGCUCGGAAUGGGGAGAUUGAUGUGGCCCUCCAUCUUUUUGAGGAGAUGACAGCAAAUGGACCCAAGCCUGGUGCCAAUUCUUGGAACGGAGUGAUCUCAGGAAGUGUUCAAAACGGGAGACUUGAGGAUGCUUUGGAGGUUUUCCGUGGAAUGUGCUUACAUGAGAAUCCCAAUGCUGUAACUGUAGCAAGUAUUCUCCCUGCCUGCUCUGGUUUGGAGGCGCUAAAUCUUGGCAAGGAGCUGCAUUCAUAUGUCAUCAAGAAGGGGAUUCAAAUAAAUGUUUUUGUGGGAGGUUCGCUGAUUGAUAUGUAUCGGAAGUGUGGAAAAUUUGAGUACGCAGAGAGGUUAUUUUUGGUGCUGGAGAACAAGAAUGCGACAGUGUGGAACGAAAUGAUUGCAGCAUAUGCCAACGAGGACAGAAUGAGUGAGGCACUUGAGCUUUUUCGGUCGAUGCAGGAAGAUGGACUGAAGCCUGAUGUAAUCACCUACAACACUCUUCUUGCUGCUUAUGCAAGAAAGGGGCAAAAGGAUGAGAUCUUUAGGAUGCUUUCCGAGAUGAGUGACAUGGGUCUGAAGCCUAAUGUCAUCUCGAUGAACGCACUUGUAUCCGGCUUCCAUCAUUCUGGGCUUACUGUCGAGGCUCUGGAACUUUUUCGAGCUAUGCAGUUGCCAGCAAUGCCCAACCUGAAAAAUUAUGAGCAUCCUAUUAAUAUGCUGCGGUUAUCAAUUCAACCAAAUUCUGUCACCAUAACUUCUGUCCUCUCGGUUUGCGCUGGCCUCGAACUACAUAAUUUAGGAAAGGAAAUCCAUGGCUAUGUACUGAGAAAUUGUUUUGAAUCUAACAUUUUUGUUUCAAGUGCAUUGGUUGACAUGUAUGCUAAGUGUGAGGAUAUGACUUCUGCAACCAAAGUAUUUCAUGAAAUCAGAGAUAAAAAUACGGUGUCUUGGAACAUUCUGAUGGCAGGUCAUAACCACAGUGGUGAGCCAGAAGCUGCUCUGAAACUAUUUCCAGAAAUGCUUGAGCAAAACUUUCUUCCUAGUUCAAUUACUCUCAUGAUCCUUCUGCUGGCUUGCAGCAACGCAGCAGCUCUAAGGUUGGGGAGAGAAUUACAUGGCUACAUUGAGAAAAACAGACCUGAUGGGUACCCAGUUAUUCUUGCCAGUGCAUUGAUAGAUAUGUAUGCAAAAUGUGGUAGUAUUGCAGAUGCCAGAUUAAUAUUUGAUUGUAUAAGUCAAAAGGAUUUAGCAGUAUGGAAUACGAUGAUGGCUGGUUAUUUGCUUCACAGGAUGGCCAGAGAUACUGUUGCCUUGUUUAACGAGAUGGAACAAUCUGGUAUCAAGCCAGACCAUGUUACCUUCACUGCAGUUCUUUCAGCCUGCAAUCAAGAAGGUUUUCAGGAUGAAGGUUGGAAAUAUUUCAGAAUAAUGGAGGAUGUCCAUGGUGUUGCUCCUACCUUGGAGCAUUUCACCUGUAUGGUUGAUAUUAUGGGCACCGCCGGCUUACUAGAAAAGUCAGUGAACCUUAUUACAAGAAUGCCCUUUGAACCUGAUGCUUGUGUGUGGUCCACCCUUCUCAAAGCCUGUAGGCUGCAUUCAAAUUAUGAGAUAGGACAGAGAGCUGCAAGUGCUCUAUUUGAGUUAGAGCCAACCAAUGCUUCAAACUACAUUGUACUUUCCAAUAUCUUUGCCAUGGCUGGCAUGUGGGAUUCUGCUAUGUAUAUAAGGAAUUCUAUGAGGGAUCGUGGUCUAAGGAUGGUUAAUGCAUGCAGCUGGAUACAUAUAGGUAGGAGAGUUCACUCAUUUAAAGCAGGAGAUCGUUCACAUCCGGAAAUCGAUAAGAUUUUGGAUGUAUGGAACAAGUUUGCUGGUAAAAUGAGACGAGCUGGUUAUGUUCCUCAGGAUGUCAUGUUCUGUGAUGAUGGCAAAAUUGAUCCUUUUGCUUGUUACCAUACUGAAAAGCUUGCAGUUUGUUUGGGAAUCAUCUCUUUGCAUACUCGCUGUCAAAUACGUGUCUUGAAAAAUGUCCGGAUGUGCGUGGACUGUCAUGCAUCAAUAAAGUUCAUUUCUGAAAUUGAUGGGCGAGAUAUUCUUGUGAAAGAUGGACGCUUGUACCAUCAUUUCAAGGAUGGCAUGUGCAGCUGUAGGGAAAAGUGGUGAAUUAGCAACUACUAGAAGCUGAUCUGGACCAUCGACCUUGUGAGUCAUAAGAGAUCAUUAUAAUGAAUGUGCUAUUUUCAAGGGCUAAUAUGGAGCAUUGCACCCUUGGUGUAUCAUGUUGACUCUGAGAGCUUGUCUGAUGCAUCUAGCCACAGAUCAACAACAAGAGGUUUGGUGUGUAAGUAAAUCUGGUGCAUGCUUGUCAACCCGAUAUAGUUUGCCUGGUUGAUAUAGUCUGCUCUCUAUGGUUCGUACUUUGAUCUGGAUCUGGCAUAAGCUUCCAGAUAUCUUAUUGGGCCAAUGGAUUGGCCGUGAACUCUGUGACCUGGAACCCAGCAAAGUGUUGCAUGAUGGCAUCAGCAAGUUCUGACCACAUGGUUCUGAAAUGGUGGCUAGCAGAAAUUGCAUUCACCUUGAUUUUAGUUGCACUACCUGAAUUCUUUUACUUGGAACAGUAUACAGUGCGAAGUAUAGAUUGCUCAUCACUUACUGACAUUCGUUUCUACACUUAGUCAUAUAAUAUAAAUGUUUGCUCACCAGAAACCUAUGUUUGUAUUGGGCCUAGUCAUGCUAUUGAACAUUGUUAAUCCACCUCUAUGUUGCGUCACCUGAAUUCUUUUCCUGUGAAAAAUGUGCAGGUUACAAAUGUGCAAUGUUGUAUAUCUUGAGCACUCUCUCUGACACACUCAAAUGAUAUCAAGUCUGAAUUGAACAUACUUGAUGUUUUA